CAGAGCGGAGGGCAGCGCGGGAUGGCCGGGGAACGCGCCCUGCAGCGCUUUUACGCGCACCGCGUGUUCGUGCAGGGCGAAGACGAAGACUGGCGCGCCUGGAGGAGCUCCGAGGUGGUGAGCAAGACGGUGGCGAAGCUGAUCGAGUGGCUGUACCAGAGCAGCACCGGGCUGUACCCCGAGGACGCCAGGCCCGUGGGGAGCCACGAGCAGGAGCUGCACGUCCAGAGCCACGCCAGUGCCAGCGACUUCGACUUUCUCAUCCCGCUGCGCUUCCCCCCCGAGCUCCGGCUGAUGGGCCGCAGGCCGGUCCGGGACCUGAGCGCCCUGGAAACGCGGCUCCCCACCUACAUCUACGGGGCCGGGGGCGGGGCGCUGCCGGUGUUCCGCUGCGGGAGCAGAGUGGUCCUGGAGCUGGCCACGCUGCGAGCGGAGGGGGCCACCGCCUACUGCGAUGCGCCCAGGGCAGCAGAGAGAGACAAAUUCAAGGAAAGCAUCGACAAUCACCACUUGGAUCCUGUCCGCAUCCUGCAGGACUUCCACAGAUAUGUGCAAAAUGCUCUGAUUGCAGAUGAAAACAGCCACCCCAGAGACAAUGACCCGGUGUGGCAAGCAAGACUAUGGAAACCUAGAGUGCCUCAGAUUCAUAAAUCAAUAAAAGAGAGAAUGACACUGCAGCCCUGGGACCCCAAAUGCCCGGCUGUGCAGCUGAUUUUCCGGCUGGGCGAGGAUGAGAGUGUCUCUGUGGAUCUGGUCCCUGCCAUCCAGGGUAAAGUGGUGUUGUCUGAGGACUGGCAGAGAGAUGACCUGGCCAGACUGUCCGACUGGUGGGACAAGGAGCCGGGCAACAGCCAGGAAAGAUUCCGCCAGAAGGCAGAGCAAGUUGGGAGAGUCAGGGCUGAAGUAGUGGCCAAAGAUAGUUUCUGGAGGUUCUCUUUUGCUAAUGCCGAGACAGCUUUUCUCCGGGACAUCGACAGUGACGGGGGGCAGCGACGGAAAGCUCUGAGACUCCUGAAGUUCAUAAACAAGGAGUGCUUGGUCCCAGAAUACGGCAAGAUACUGACAUCUUACCACCUGAAGACUGUUCUUCUGUGGGCCCAGGAUAUUCACCCAGAGAAGAAGAAAUGGGAAACCCUGGAGUUGUCCCUGAAGACCCUCCUGAGCCUCCUACGUCACUGCGUGAACAAGAGAAAGCUCCCCCACUAUUUCCUGCGUGACUUUAACCUCUUCAACAAGCGCUACAGGGAAGGCAAUGGGUUCUAUGAGCACCUGGCCUUGCAGGUUCUUGACAAGGAGUGGGAGCUAUUGGAGGUGGAUCCAGUGCUGUAUAUAUCCUGGAGAGUCCUCAAGGUUUCUGAGAGUCCAGGGGCCUUCAGCACUCUCUUGGAAUUUAAAGCGAGCCACCGGGAAGCCCUGAAGAAGCUGAAGGAUUUGGAGGAGGAGGAAGAGGGGUAUAAGUGGGAAGAGGAAGAGCUGGGCAACAAGAAUGUAACUGCCUGGCCAAUCCCAGGGAACGAACAGGUAGAGCCCUGCAGGGUUGAACAGAGGAGCAGAUGCUGGCUAUAGGAUUCUGCCGGAAAAAAGCCACUGCCAUAGCUAAGAAUGAGAAACAUGUAAUCUGAGCAGCACUAAAAUGCUCAUGCAUCA
This is a messenger RNA of Gopherus flavomarginatus (Mexican gopher tortoise), 1647 nucleotides long. RefSeq lists its product as uncharacterized. The transcript is spliced from 7 exons. Lineage: Eukaryota; Metazoa; Chordata; Testudines; Testudinidae. The record is from RefSeq and is a predicted model, not a curated record. The coding region runs from base 22 to 1566 and encodes 514 amino acids.